Molecule: messenger RNA, 801 nt
Organism: Colletotrichum fioriniae
Lineage: Eukaryota; Fungi; Ascomycota; Sordariomycetes; Glomerellales; Glomerellaceae
Source: RefSeq, a predicted model, not a curated record
AUGAGGCAGGGUAAAGACUUUUUCGCCCGCGAGGCCAAGGUGCAGGGGCUUAAGAGCCGGGCUGCGUUCAAGCUGCUAGAGAUGGAUGCCAAAUACAAGAUAUUCCGCAAGGGCCAGACGGUAGUAGAUCUGGUUGCUGUCGAGCGGACGAAGCCCAAUGGCCAGAUCCUGGGAAUCGACAUCAUACCCGCACAGCCACCUAAGGGUGUCUCAACGAUCCAAGGCAACUUCCUUUCACCCGAUGUCCAGGGUAUGGUGAAAGACUAUCUCGAGCGAGCCAGACACCGCAAGAAGAUCUCGUCGCAAGCAGAAGAAGACGAAGAAUUAGAGAAUGAUGAAGAUGACCUGUCCGCGGACAGCGAAGCUACAGUCAUUGAGGAGAAACCGAGCUAUAUCGACAUGGAAAGAGCAGCACCCGAAAUUCCAAGUACCGCCAAGGAUGGAUCGGAGGCUAAUAAGGGUCGGUUGGUGGAUACCAGUGGAUUCGGCGUGAACAGUCUUAGUAAUCCCUAUCAUAGGAUGAUGAACACGAGCGGCAUGGCCUUCCGAGAUCACGCCGGAAGUAUGGACCUAUGCGGAGCGGCACUGCAGUUCGCCAAUGACACGCUUAAAAAUGGCGGGCAUUUCGUCUGCAAGUUCUACCAAGGCUCCGAGGACAGAGAUUUUGAAAAGAAGUUGAAGACCUUGUUUGCCAAGGUCUUUCGAGAGAAGCCAGAGUCUUCUCGCAGUGACUCAAAAGAGGCGUACUUUGUCGCACUCAGAAGGAAGGGAAACGUAAGCUUGGAGAGUGUCGACUUGUAA